Halichondria panicea is the source of this 2134-nucleotide messenger RNA. RefSeq names its product E3 ubiquitin-protein ligase Zswim2-like. The record is from RefSeq and is a predicted model, not a curated record. Lineage: Eukaryota; Metazoa; Porifera; Demospongiae; Suberitida; Halichondriidae. Gene Ontology annotation, molecular function: ubiquitin protein ligase activity; zinc ion binding. The coding region runs from base 62 to 2113 and encodes 683 amino acids. The transcript is spliced from 8 exons.
AAUAGUUGCCGUGGGGACGAGGAUAUAAUUAUCACAACGACACAACAGAUCAUUAAUAAUUAUGUUGCGAAGUGUUUCAUGGAGACGGCUCUGCCCAGACCUCAUAUCUACAAGAAUAGAUGAGGCUUUGGCAGCCCGUUACUACAUUCUCCAUCAAAUUGGACCCACAGGAAUUGUCCUCAAGGGAGAGCAAAGUAGUAAGAAGAUCAAAGUGUUUCUUGGAGAUCCAAACAUGUGCUCUUGCUCAGAGUUCAAGAAGAAUCAUGAACUUUGUCAUCACAUACUUUGGGUUAUGCUGAAGAAGUUUCGUGUGCCUCGCACCAAUCCUCUAAUCUGGCAGCAAGCACUCAUCGAGAGGGAGAUCAAUGAGAUCAUACUCGGCUACCUUCGUAGACAACCAGCCGACCAAUCAAAAUCUUCAAUUCAGUCACAUGACCACACGAAAAUGGUGACACAGCGUCAGAUCGAACCUGGAGAUGUGUGUCCAAUAUGCCAGGACAACCUCCUGGAUUCAACACAGUCUAUUGUCUAUUGUCAAUUUGGUUGUGGACAAAACAUCCACACAAAAUGUAUGAAGAUAAUGGCAGACAAUCAACGGUCUGUGUCAGGGGAGAGGAUUUUACGGUGUCCGUUAUGUCGAGAGGAGUUUGGACCAAUACAGCCUGUUACAUCAAAAUCUGCUAAGAGGUUGCUGGUGGAGAAAACAUCGCUCCAUUUAGGAGUGACGUGUUCUCAUUGUUGUGUGUGUCCAGUCCCUGGAAAGUGCUACCGAUGUGUGACAUGUAUUAGCUACCAUCUAUGUCAUGACUGCUUCUCAAGCAAUCAAGUGCAUCUUCUGCACUCGUUCCAGAUGAGAAAGUCCCCCUCCCAGCACUCCGACCAGCCAUGGAGACCGGCCACUCGCUUCACCAAUCACCCUCCUGCUGAACCCUCAGCACUCCCCUCACAACUAUUAUCUUCUCUACAGAGCCGCUCCCUAACUGAAAACGAUUACGAGGUCCUCCUCCAGUUGGACCUCCCCUCAGCCAAUCACGCUACUUCUCCAAGUGGUCGCAGGAGUAUUGGUGUUUCGGAUAGAGUAGUAAACUCUCUCCAUGUGGAGCCAUUGGAUGGAGACCACCCCCUGAUUGUGGGCAGGACCAACUGUCAGAUUUGUGCUAGGGACUACAGCAGAGGGGACUGGAUCAGAAAACUACCUUGCAAACACCAGUUUCACCGUGAGUGUCUGCAAGAGUGGUUGCGUACAAACUCUGUGUGUCCUAUCGAUGGCAAGUCAGUGUACACUCGGCCCCCUCGUAAUAGGAGGCUGUCCCAUCAGACUAGACAGUCCACACAAGGGCACGAAAUGAUUCCUCUCACUAGGGCGAUGGUUAGGGGACCAGCGACAGUAGGUCAGAGGUUAAAAUGUGGACUCAAGGGUCACUCGGUGGACAAGAAAGAAGAUGUAGCUUUCACUGUAUCAGGUCAGGGGAUCAGUGGAGGGAGGAGAGUACAUACAUUGAGGAAGCCUCAGAGGCCAGUACAGGACUGUGAAACUGGCUCCUCUUUUCAGGGGCGUAGCUCUUCCAGUGAGGAUACCACCCUCCCUCACAUCUCCAAUAAUAUUGCCGUGACCAGACAACUCAAGAAGCAAAAGAUACUAUUAACCAGGUCCAAACGAUCAUCAGGUGUGUCUAUUUCAUCGGUGGAUGGCCCCUCGACCCUGGAGCCAAGAACCGCACUACUAUCACCUGUGAUCAGUGGAUGCACUCUGAAAGGAUCUAGCACUCGAGUUGAUUGCAUGAUGUCACAAUACCCAGCUGAGCGAAGAGGGAGCUCGCAAGAGUACAUGCGUGUCAAUCAGAGUCCUCUGCAUUUGAGUCAAGAGAAGAGUGGGGUUGAAGAACGUAGGACUGUGUCGCUGCCCUCACUGGGCGGGGCACAUAUGAGAAUAAACGGUGGAAUGGGAGGGGGUACAAUUGUCAAGGGCUCUCUGGCACACCAUAAGAGAAACAAAGCUUCCUCAAUACAAGUCCUAGAAACAAGCCUUCAAGUGGCAGGCUUCAAACAGUAUCAGCAGGACAUUUACCCUAAUCGUAAACAAUGUAUAGAUGCAUUCACUUCACUACAAUAAUAAUAGUCCCACAAAACAUUG